Helianthus annuus (common sunflower) is the source of this 7140-nucleotide messenger RNA. Its product is annotated as glutamate synthase 1 [NADH], chloroplastic. Gene Ontology annotation, molecular function: FMN binding; iron-sulfur cluster binding; iron ion binding. Lineage: Eukaryota; Viridiplantae; Streptophyta; Magnoliopsida; Asterales; Asteraceae. The coding region runs from base 306 to 6875 and encodes 2189 amino acids. The transcript has 21 exons. The record is from RefSeq and is a predicted model, not a curated record.
CACCUCGUCAAUGACGAGAAAACCCCCCUCUCUCACUACUUUCUCUCUCUAUCUCUAUCUUGUAUCUAUCUUGUGAGUGCAUCCCCUCUGUGUUGUGUAUAUCCGCAGCCGCAUACAUCGCCUGUCUUGUUUUUUCUUCUCAUUUUAUCCUCACAAAAUCCCCCAACAAAACAUAAUAAUAUCAUUUUCACAUAAUUACACAACACAUAAUAUUAUCCAGAUCUGAUAAUUCAUAAUACCCACUUUCAAAACCCCUUUAUCUUUCGAUCAAACGAACCUUUUGAUAAUAUUACCCGCACCCGAUAAUGUCGGUGGCGUUUAAUACCACCGUUCAUCCCCGACCCGACCCGAAUUUGACUAACCCGGUUUCUAAUUCUACCCGUUUGUUAAACGGGUUUUCCCGGGUCAGGGUUGGGUCGGGUGUGAAACAGUCGAGUUUGUUAGGGAAGAAAGUGUUCGGGUCCGGGUCGGGUUAUGAGACGGUUCGUUGGAAACGGGUUGACCCGAAACGUGGAGUGUUUGUGAUUCGGUCGAAUUUGUCGUUAGUGCCGGAGAAGCCGUUGGGGCUUUAUGAUCCGGUUUUUGAUAAGGAUGCAUGUGGGGUCGGGUUUGUUGCGGAAUUAUCCGGUGAAAGUAACCGGAAAACGGUGACUGAUGCGAUUGAGAUGUUGGUUCGUAUGUCACAUCGGGGUGCGUGUGGGUGCGAGACGAAUACCGGUGACGGUGCUGGUAUUCUUGUUGGACUUCCACAUGAUUUCUACAAGGAGGUAGCAAAAGAUCACGGGUUUGAGCUACCACCACCCGGUGAAUAUGCAGUCGGCAUGUUCUUCUUGCCUACUUCCGAAACUCGAAGGGAUCAAAGCAAGAUCGUGUUUACAAAGGUGGCUGAGUCACUUGGUCACACGGUUCUCGGCUGGCGUACUGUCCCGACAGAUAAUACUGGUUUGGGUAAAUCCGCUCUGCAAACCGAACCCAUUAUCGAACAAGUAUUUCUCACGCCCACGUCUAGGUCAAAAGCCGACUUUGAACAGCAGAUGUACAUACUAAGGAGGGUUUCAAUGGUAGCCAUCCGCGCUGCAUUAAACCUUCAACAUGGUGGGGUCCGGGACUUCUACAUAUGUUCUUUGUCUUCUAGAACUGUUGUAUAUAAAGGUCAGUUGAAACCGAACCAGUUGAAGGAAUAUUAUCAUGCGGAUCUUGGGAACGAAAGGUUUACGAGCUACAUGGCCCUGAUUCAUUCGCGAUUUUCAACAAACACUUUUCCUAGCUGGGAUCGCGCUCAGCCGAUGCGUGUUCUCGGCCAUAAUGGUGAAAUUAACACGCUUAGAGGCAAUGUUAACUGGAUGAGGGCACGCGAAGGUCUUUUAAAGUGUAAGGAGCUUGGCCUCUCAAAGAAUGAGAUGAAGAAACUUCUUCCCAUUGUAGAUGCCAGCUCGUCAGAUUCAGGUGCUUUUGAUGGUGUUUUGGAGCUUUUAGUGCGAGCCGGUAGAAGUCUUCCUGAGGCUAUUAUGAUGAUGAUCCCCGAAGCGUGGCAAAACGACAAGAAUAUGGAUCCUCAACGGAAGGCGUUAUAUGAAUACUGCUCGGCUUUAAUGGAGCCAUGGGAUGGGCCCGCUCUAGUUUCAUUUACCGAUGGUCGGUACCUCGGAGCCACACUGGACCGAAACGGGCUCCGCCCAGGUCGGUUCUAUGUUACUCACAGUGGACGCGUUGUUAUGGCUAGUGAAGUCGGAGUUGUUGAUAUUCCACCGGAAGACGUGUCUAGGAAAGGUAGACUUAACCCGGGAAUGAUGCUUCUUGUUGACUUUGAGAAACAUAUAGUUGUAGAUGAUGAAGCUUUAAAGCAACAAUAUUCGUUAGCAAGACCGUAUGGCAAGUGGCUUGAAAAUCAAAAGAUAGAACUUAAACAAAUUGUUGACUCUGUUAGUAAAUCCGCUCGGGCCCACCCUCCCAUCGCUGGCGUGCCAAAGGCAUCUGCAGCGGAUGUUGAUAUGGGUAUCCAGGGACUCUUGGCUCCGUUAAAGGCUUUUGGUUAUACUGUCGAAUCAUUGGAGAUGCUUUUACUACCAAUGGCUACAGAUGGUGUCGAGGCCCUUGGAUCAAUGGGAAACGAUGCUCCAUUGGCCGUGAUGUCUAACCGAGAGAAGCUAACGUUCGAGUAUUUCAAACAGAUGUUUGCACAAGUAACAAACCCACCGAUUGAUCCUAUACGGGAAAAGAUCGUAACUUCGAUGGAAUGCAUGGUGGGCCCGGAAGGUGAUCUUACAGAGACAACCGAAGAACAAUGCCGUCGGCUUUCAUUAAAAGGCCCCCUUUUGUCUAUUGAAGAGAUGGAGUCGAUUAAGAACAUGAAUUACAGAGGAUGGAGAAGCAAAGUUCUCGAUAUAACGUACCCUAAAGAACUCGGACGCAAGGGUUUGGAGGAAACCCUAGAUAGAAUUUGUUCUCAGGCGCAUGAUGCUAUCAAGGAGGGCUAUACUACAUUGGUGCUUUCUGACAGAGCCUUUUCAUCAAAGCGAGUGGCAGUAAGCUCCCUCUUGGCAGUUGGUGCGGUCCACCAUCAUUUGGUUAAAAAGCUUGAACGAACCAGGGUUGCGUUAAUGGUUGAAUCUGCCGAGCCACGUGAAGUACACCACUUCUGUACACUCGUAGGAUUUGGCGUUGAUGCCAUUUGUCCUUAUUUAGCAGUUGAAGCCAUUUGGAGGCUACAAGUCGACGGUAAAAUCCCGCCAAAAUCAAACGGCGAGUUCCACUCAAAAGAGGAGUUAGUUAAAAAGUAUUACAAAGCAAGUCACUACGGUAUGCAAAAAGUUCUCGCUAAAAUGGGAAUAUCAACUUUGGCAUCGUAUAAAGGCGCGCAAAUCUUCGAAGCGGUCGGGUUAUCGUCAGAAGUAAUGGAACGAUGCUUUUCCGGCACUCCUAGUAGGGUUGAAGGAGCCACAUUCGAAGCACUUGCCGGUGACGCUCUUAAUUUGCAUGAUCUAGGGUUUCCGACACGCGCGUUUCCGCCAAACAGUGCGGAAGCCGUUGCGUUACCGAACCCGGGUGAUUACCAUUGGAGGAAAGGCGGUGAGGUUCAUUUGAACGACCCGCUUGCUAUUGCGAAACUGCAAGAAGCUGCUAGGGGUAACAGCGUUGCUGCGUAUAAAGAGUAUUCAAAGCGCAUACAUGAGUUGAAUAAAACUUGUAAUCUUCGUGGGCUUUUGAAGUUUAAAGAGGGGAGCGUUAAGGUUCCUUUGGAAGAGGUUGAACCCGCUAGUGAAAUCGUGAAACGGUUCUGUACUGGUGCCAUGAGUUACGGGUCGAUAUCGUUGGAGGCUCACACUACCCUUGCCAUUGCGAUGAACAAAAUAGGGGGCAAAUCUAACACAGGUGAGGGAGGUGAAAAUCCAUCUCGUUUGGUACCGCUUCCAGAUGGAUCAAUGAAUCCGAAACGGAGCGCGAUCAAGCAGGUUGCUAGUGGACGGUUCGGGGUUUCUAGUUAUUACCUUACAAAUGCCGAUGAACUGCAGAUAAAAAUGGCUCAGGGAGCAAAGCCUGGUGAAGGCGGUGAACUUCCGGGUCACAAAGUUAUCGGAGACAUCGCUGUCACGAGAAACUCCACAGCCGGGGUCGGAUUAAUUAGCCCCCCGCCACAUCAUGAUAUUUAUUCGAUCGAAGAUCUUGCGCAGUUGAUUCAUGAUCUAAAGAAUGCAAACCCGUCUGCUCGAGUAAGUGUGAAGUUGGUUUCUGAAGCUGGUGUGGGAGUGAUUGCAAGCGGUGUGGUCAAGGGUCACGCGGACCAUGUCUUGAUCUCGGGUCAUGACGGUGGAACCGGUGCUUCCCGGUGGACCGGGAUCAAGAGUGCUGGGCUCCCAUGGGAGCUUGGUCUGGCCGAGACACAUCAAACCCUAGUUGCAAACGACCUUCGUGGUCGAACUGUUUUACAGACUGAUGGUCAGCUGAAAACCGGGCGAGACGUAGCCAUUGCCGCUCUUCUCGGAGCUGAGGAGUUCGGUUUCAGUACGGCCCCACUUAUUACGCUUGGCUGCAUCAUGAUGAGAAAGUGUCACAAAAACACAUGUCCUGUCGGGAUAGCCACCCAAGAUCCUGUUCUUCGUGAGAAGUUUGCGGGUGAACCGGAACAUGUGAUCAAUUUCUUCUUCAUGUUAGCGGAGGAAAUGCGGGAAAUCAUGGCGGAUAUGGGUUUCCGAACCGUUAAUGAAAUGGUCGGACGUGCGGAUAUGCUUGAAGUCGAUAAAGAGUUAACAAAAAACAACGAGAAAUUAAAAAACAUCGAUCUGUCGUUGUUACUUCAACCAGCCGCCGACAUCCGCCCCGAUGCCGCCCAGACUUGUGUACAAAAACAGGAUCAUGGGUUAGACAUGGCUCUUGACCAAAAGUUGAUAGAGCUCGCAAAGCCCGCUGUAGAAAAGGGUCUACCCGUGUACAUCGAAUCACCGAUUUGCAACGUGAACCGUGCUGUAGGCACGAUGCUUAGCCAUGAAGUAACGAAACGUUACCACGCGGCGGGACUCCCGGCUGAUACGAUUCAUAUCAAACUUAACGGAAGUGCGGGCCAGAGUAUCGGGGCCUUUCUUUGCCCGGGAAUCCUGCUCGAGCUUGAAGGUGACAGCAAUGAUUACGUCGGGAAAGGGUUGUCAGGUGGCAAGAUUGUUGUUUAUCCGCCAAAAGGAAGCGGGUUCGACCCGAAAGAAAACAUCGUGAUCGGGAACGUGGCUCUUUACGGUGCAACUAGCGGGGAGGCUUAUUUUAACGGGAUGGCGGCGGAACGAUUUUGCGUUAGAAACUCUGGGGCUAAAACGGUGGUGGAAGGUGUUGGCGAUCACGGGUGUGAAUAUAUGACGGGUGGGACCGUAGUCAUACUGGGCAAAUCCGGCAGGAACUUUGCUGCUGGGAUGAGCGGUGGAAUCGCGUAUGUUCUCGAUGUUGACUCGAAGUUCCGGUCAAGAUGUAACUCGGAGCUCGUCGAUCUUGAUAAGGUGGAAGAGGAAGACGAUAUUAUGACUUUGAGAAUGAUGAUUCAGCAACACCAACGGUACACAAACAGCCAGCUGGCGAAGGAAGUACUUGCUGACUUCGACAAUCUUUUGCCGAAGUUUAUCAAAGUUUUCCCGAGAGAUUAUAAGCGGAUUCUCGCUACGAUGAAAGAAACCGAAACCGCCAAAAAGGCUGCUGAAGAAGCGAAUAUCCGAGAGGAAGAGGAGUUGAACGAGAAAGAUGCUUUUGAAGAACUUAAAAAGCUGGCAGCUAAGUCAACGAGCGAGUCGGUCAAUAAAGUCAAGGAAACGGUUAAAGCGGUUCAACCGGCCGCACCCGCAACCAGACCAUCUCGGGUUGAGGAUGCGGUCAAACACCGUGGCUUUGUUGCAUAUGAGCGUGAGGGUGUGGCGUACCGGGACCCGGCUGUUCGCAUCAGCGAUUAUAAUGAAGUUAUGGUCGAGACUAAACCCGGCCCGCUUAUAAAAACUCAAUCCGCACGGUGCAUGGACUGUGGUACACCCUUUUGUCACCAGGAGAACUCCGGAUGUCCUCUUGGCAACAAAAUUCCGGAAUUCAACGAGUUGGUGUAUCAAAACCGAUGGCGUGAGGCUUUGGAUCGGCUUCUCGAGACGAACAACUUCCCGGAGUUUACGGGCCGGGUCUGCCCUGCUCCAUGUGAAGGUUCUUGUGUGCUCGGUAUUAUCGAAAAUCCAGUCUCGAUUAAAAGCAUCGAGUGCGCGAUUAUCGACAAAGCCUUUGAGGAAGGAUGGAUGGUGCCCCGACCGCCCCUUGAAAGAACCGGGAAAAAGGUAGCUAUAGUUGGAAGUGGGCCUGCUGGUUUGGCUGCAGCUGAUCAACUCAACAGGGCGGGCCAUACGGUGACUGUGUUCGAGCGUGCUGACCGAAUCGGUGGACUCAUGAUGUAUGGGGUUCCUAACAUGAAAACAGACAAAAUCGAUGUUGUUCAAAGACGGGUUGACCUUAUGGCCAAGGAAGGUGUAAAUUUUGUGGUCAAUGCCAAUGUAGGAACCGACCCGUCGUAUUCAAUCGAGCAGCUCCGUGAAGACAACGAUGCCGUUAUUUUAGCCGUAGGGUCCACAAAGCCUAGGGACCUUCCGGUUCCCGGACGAGAGCUAUCCGGAGUACAUUUCGCUAUGGAGUUUCUUCAUGCAAAUACUAAAAGCUUGUUGGAUAGCAAUCUCGAGGACGGUAACUAUAUAUCCGCAAAGGGUAAAAAGGUAAUUGUAAUCGGUGGAGGUGACACCGGUACGGAUUGUAUCGGGACGUCUAUACGACAUGGUUGCACCAGUGUUGUAAAUCUUGAGCUUCUUCCCCAGCCACCACAAACCCGAGCUCCUGGCAACCCUUGGCCACAGUGGCCUCGUGUAUUCCGUGUGGAUUAUGGACACCAGGAAGCGGCUAUGAAGUUCGGGAAAGACCCGAGGUCGUAUGAAGUGUUGACUAAAAGGUUUAUUAGUGAUGACAACGGGUCAGUGAAAGGUGUCGAGGUGGUGCGGGUUAAAUGGGAGAAGGACGAGACCGGACGCUUCCAGUUCAAGGAGAUUGAGGGUUCCGAAGAGGUUCUAGAAGCUGACCUCGUUUUGUUAGCCAUGGGCUUCCUCGGUCCAGAAUCGACGAUACUGGACAAACUAGGGUUGGAGAAAGACGGGAGAUCAAAUGUGAAGGCGGAGUACGGGCGGUUCUCGACGAAUGUGGAAGGCGUAUUUGCGGCGGGUGAUUGUCGCAGAGGGCAGUCGUUGGUGGUGUGGGCCAUCUCGGAAGGGCGGCAGGCGGCGGCACAGGUGGAUAAGUUCUUGAUGAAAGGUGAGGAAGAUGUUGAAAGCAGGUUGCAUGAAGAGAAGGUGAAGGAGCAACAGGCAGUUAGGACAUAGAGAGGUGGUUGAGUGGCUGGGGGUGUGUUAGUGUGUGGAAGUUAGUUUUAUAUCCUGCAGGCUCAGCUGUUUAUAGCCUUUUUUUAGUUAUACAAGUGUUUUAGUCUUGUUGCUUGUUUGAACUCUGAAUAAAUAAAUGUAUAGUUGAACUACAGGUGGUUUUGGCUAGAGUUGAACUGCUAUACAACCUGACCCGUUUCGACUCGAACUUAUGUUUGUUAAAGCCCGUUCUAACAUUAUAAAAAUCGAACUUAUGUUUGUUAAA